AUGAGCAGUGGUCAAACAAUCGUGCUCGACGUGGGUGGGACGCUCUUCAAGACGCUCAAGACGACGCUGCGGCUGGUGCGAGACUCCCGCUUCGACGCCAUUUUGUCUGGCGCGUGGCGGCCGCAGUACGACGAAAGCUACUUUGUGGACAUGGACCCAACGUACUUUGGCCGCGUUCUCAACCACCUUCGCUGCGGAGCGCCGCUGUACGCAGGUCUGGAGCCGCGGGAGGUGGCCGAAGUCGACCGACUCCGCAUGCUUCUGCGUCUCGACAUUACAGCAACACCGUCCACACCAACGACACCGUCCACACCAACGACACCGUCCACACCAACGUGGGACGAUGCUUGGUGCGACGCGGGUCUCUUGCUCCUUGGCCGUGAGCGUGCUGUGGCCUUCGAGUCUGCGGUAUGGACGAUGUGCUACGUGCGGACCAUGCAGCCAUGCGACCAGUACUGCGUGCGUUUGACAGCGAGCGGGAGCAAAAGCGACGUGGCCCUUGGCUUUGCAACGUUCAACGACACUCUAUCGAAGAAUGUAAACCUGCGGUACAGCAUGACCGCCCACUGCUCGCAUGAUCAGCCGUUCAAGCGAGACGAGGUCCGAGGAAACUACUUUCACGGCAACAAUUCUCGCAACCACACCCUUCCUCCCAAUGUCGAUCUCCUCGUGACGUGGCGUCGCGAGAGCCACACGUAUUGA
Messenger RNA from Saprolegnia parasitica CBS 223.65, 702 nucleotides. RefSeq lists its product as hypothetical. Gene Ontology annotation, biological process: protein homooligomerization. Lineage: Eukaryota; Oomycota; Saprolegniomycetes; Saprolegniales; Saprolegniaceae. The record is from RefSeq and is a predicted model, not a curated record. Bases 1 to 702 code for a protein of 233 amino acids. The transcript has 2 exons.